Molecule: messenger RNA, 993 nt
Organism: Thamnophis sirtalis
Lineage: Eukaryota; Metazoa; Chordata; Lepidosauria; Squamata; Natricidae
Source: RefSeq, a predicted model, not a curated record
AUGCGUGGACAUGCAUAUGCAGCAGCAACCACGAAUGUCUCUUAUUGCCUCCGUAAUGUAACCGUGGUGGAAGAAGUCAUGCGCCACAUUGCUAUCGUCACCAAUGUGAUCACCUUGGUUUUGGGUGUUUUCGGCAACGGGCUGGUCAUGUGGAUCAUCAUUACUCGUAAGAAGCACAAAACCUUCACCUCCAUCUGCUAUCUCAACCUGGCUGUGGCCGACUUCCUCUUCUCUGUGGGCCGCAUCCCUGCCCUCGUGCAAGAGAUCAUGUACCAGCAGUGGCCCUUUGGCCUCAUGCUUUGCAAGGUCCACAGCUUUGUCCGCUACCUUACCAGCUUCGCUAGCGUCUUCGUCCUCACGGUUAUCAGCCUUUAUCGCUGCCUGAUGGUAGUAAAGCCCGUGUGGGCCCGAAACCACCAAAGUCCUCGUUUUCAAACCCUGAUGUGCAUCGGAGCAUGGACCCUGGCUUUGUUCUUCAGCAUCCCUUACCUGGUGGUCCGCACGAUCGAAGUCAGGAAUGGUGCCUCCUGUUGCAUCUACCACAAGGCUCUCAGGACCUCGACCGAACUGCCCCUGAGAAUGAGCAGGUUCUUCGGCGGCUUCCUCCUCCCCUUCGUCAUCAUCUCCACGGCGUACUCCGUUCUGCUCUGCAAGCUUCGCGAGCGGCGCUGGAAGGGCUGCCACCGCACCAUCAGCGUGGUGGCCGCCAUUGUCGCCCUGUUCUUCAUCUGCUGGCUGCCUCACCACAUCUUCGUGCUGCUGAACACCAUCUGGAGCGGAAACGCCCUUUGGGGGAUUGCACUCAAGGUCUCCAAUGCCUUGGCCUACUUGCAUAGCUGCAUCAACCCGGUGCUCUACGGCUUUGUGGGCUACAUCCGGAGCAGAGGACUCCGGCGCCGAGCUUCCUUCUUGGGGCUUUUCCGCAAGGCUCUCAUCGAAGAGGACACGUUGUUUGCAACAGAAGCCUCAGAGAAUCUUAAUCAGAAGACUUAA